Molecule: messenger RNA, 756 nt
Organism: Chenopodium quinoa (quinoa)
Lineage: Eukaryota; Viridiplantae; Streptophyta; Magnoliopsida; Caryophyllales; Amaranthaceae
Exons: 1
Coding region: 1-756 (251 amino acids)
Biological process (GO): meristem maintenance; meristem development
Source: RefSeq, a predicted model, not a curated record
AUGAUUGAGGAGAGAGAAGAGCUCAUACUUUCCCAAAAUAGUAACAAUGAAACUCCUGUAUUAAGAAAAGCCCAUUUCCUAAAACCUACUUCAAACCCCAGUGAUCAACCCCUUCCAAAACCCCCUUCUUCAUUUUCUCUAUCCUCAAAAUUUAACAUCAAUCACCUCCAAAAGAAAGUAUUUUUCAAGGGAAGGCCAAAACCCCAGAAAAAUUGGCAUUUAUGGGUUGGUAAUUUAAUGCAAACCCAUGAAUUUACUUGGAAAAAAGUUGGGAUCUUUGAUGCAAUUAGGGCUACUACUUAUAAUUUAAUGUGGGAUAAUGAGUUAAUCUUGGGGUUAGCUCAGAAUUGGUGUUCUGAGACUAACAGUUUUGUAUUUACAUGGGGUGAAUGUAGCAUUACUUUGGAAGAUGUUAUGAUUCUAGGUGGGUUUUCUGUGUUGGGGGAAUGUGUUAAUAACCCAUUUGAAAACAGAGAAAUUGAGGAUAUUGAGAAUGAAUUGCUUAGUGUUUUUUCUGGUGAUAGGAAGAAUAGCCGCAACAAAAUCAAUCAAUAUGAAUGGAUGAAUUAUUUCAUGGAUUUUGGGGGUGAAUUUGAGCAUAUUGCAUUUCUUGUUCUGUGGUUGUCUAGGUAUGUUUUUUCAACUGAUCAUUACUGUGAAAUUUCUCCUUUUGUUUUCCCUAUUGCAAUUGCUCUUGCUAGAGGUACUAGAAUUGCACUUGCUCCUGCUGUUUUAUCUGCAAUAUAUAGAGAUUGA